Messenger RNA from Scleropages formosus (Asian bonytongue), 1330 nucleotides. It is a transcript of the gene sco1, whose product is annotated as synthesis of cytochrome C oxidase 1. Gene Ontology annotation, cellular component: mitochondrial inner membrane. Gene Ontology annotation, biological process: mitochondrial respiratory chain complex IV assembly; intracellular copper ion homeostasis. The transcript has 7 exons. Gene Ontology annotation, molecular function: copper ion binding; copper chaperone activity. The record is from RefSeq and is a predicted model, not a curated record. The coding region runs from base 138 to 986 and encodes 282 amino acids. NCBI's taxonomy places the organism in Eukaryota, Metazoa, Chordata, Actinopteri, Osteoglossiformes, Osteoglossidae.
GUGAACAAAUGACGUUCAUGAGUGCGCAAGCGCGGAACUGUUCUUUUCGUUUUUCUUUUUAAACUUCCGCGGUCACCGCGUUUUGGUUUUUGUGUACACAGUCGAAACUACUGGAUCGUAUUAUUCUGCUCUUGAAAAUGAAUGCUGUGUGCAGGUUUAACAGCAGUGCUCUAACAAGAUACCGCCUGUGUUUUUGUGGACACUUCUCCGCCGCCGGAUCGCACGUGCCGGUGACAGUACAGUGCGCGGUGAAGUCCGUGUCGCAUUGGCCCCGCGGAGCCGUGGCGUGUAGCUUGCGCAUGUCAUCGGGCGCAUCGCGUCCCCCGCCGUCUUCAAGCCGGAACCGGAGCUCGGCCGGGCCGGUAACAUGGAAGUCUUUGGCACUGACACUUGCCUUUGGUGGAGCCUUUCUUGCCGGGAUGAAAUAUGUAAAGAAGGAAAAAGAAAAAAAACUCGAGCAGGAGAGGACUAGGUCCCUGGGGAAGCCAGCCCUGGGCGGCCCAUUUUCGCUUGUCGAUCACCACAAUCACCCCAGGAAAAGUGAAGAUUUCCUAGGGCAGUGGCUGUUAAUCUAUUUUGGAUUCACACACUGCCCAGACAUUUGCCCUGAGGAACUGGAGAAAAUGAUAGAGGUUGUAAAUGAAAUAGAUGGAAUAAAGUCUUUACCAAGCCUCACACCCAUCUUCAUAACAAUUGACCCUGAAAGGGACACUCCGGCUGCUGUAGCAGAGUAUGUGAAGGAGUUCUCCCCGAAGCUGAUUGGUUUAACUGGAUCCAAGGCUGAGAUAGAGGAGGUCUCCCGGGCCUAUCGAGUCUACUACAGUCAAGGUCCCAAAGAUGAGGAUAAUGAUUACAUUGUAGACCACACAAUAAUCAUGUACCUUAUUGGGCCGGAUGGAACAUUUUUAGAAUAUUUCGGCCAGAACAAGAGAAGCGCCGAGAUCUCAACUGCCAUUGCAACAUACAUGAGAAAACAGAAACUGUAAAAAUAGACAGUUUGCAUUUUUCAGAUUGAUAAUUAUGUUUUCCCCCCAUUUUACAGUUGAGCAAUAAUCUCUGCAAAGUUAAUCAAAGGAAUCUGUCAUUUACUGUGCAGUUUUGACUAAUUUAAAAGCAUAUCUCAAAUGAUUUCAUGAUUAAAGCUGUACUGGUGACUUCAAAGCUUGUUGGCAUUACUGCUUCAAGAAGUAAGGCAGACUGCAUGUAUUUUUCUGACUUGUAAUUUUCUCUUUUCUUUUACCAUUAUGUUUAGGUGGCUGUUAUCUGAUUACAGCUAAAUCUGUUUCUUGUCAUGCUGAGUUUAUUUCUGCAAAAAUAAAAUUCAGUAUUG